This is a messenger RNA of Cotesia congregata, 1362 nucleotides long. Lineage: Eukaryota; Metazoa; Arthropoda; Insecta; Hymenoptera; Braconidae. The record is from the annotation of a GenBank genome assembly.
AUGCAUAAUCGUAUAGCAUUUUUAACAUCUAAUUCCAACAACAAUCAUUGUGUUCUUAAUGCACUUCAAGAUCAUGUUAUCAUUGAUAUGGAUAAUAAAAUAAAUUGCUCAAAGGAAAAUAUUGUAGAAAUGAAACAAGCAACUCAACGACGGCAAAAAGAUCCAAAUCAUUCCAAUGGUAUUCAGCGGCCAACAAAAAAAAAUCAUCCUGCUUCAGAUUCGCAGGUGAAAGCUGCUGAAAUAAACCAUAACAAAGUAACAAUAGAUGCUGAUAGUUUAAAGCUAUGGCGUCAUCCUUUCACAACCAUGAGUUAUUUUUUACAAGAAGUAAUGCAUCUCUGUAUCAAUUUAGUCAAAGGAAUUCCUAAAUACAAAAAGACUGUGUGGAGUGUGUUAAUUUUAUUAGUAUUAUUUUUCACUCUCAGGUAUACUUCAGGUCGUCAUCAACAAGUAUUACAAGAUUGGGAAAACACUGUAUUAUGGUGGUUAUAUUGGGUUGGACUUGGUGUAUUAUCAAGUGUAGGAUUUGGAUCAGGUUUACAUACAUUCGUUCUUUACUUGGGUCCUCAUAUAGCUGCUGUAACAAUGGCUGCGUAUGAAUGUGGGGGAUUAAACUUCCCCGAGCCUCCAUACCCUGAUUCAAUUAUAUGUCCUACGACUGUAGAUGAAGCAUGGACCGUUAACAUUUUUAAUAUUAUGAGAAAAGUACGUGUAGAAGCAAUGUUGUGGGGUGCGGGUACCGCUCUUGGUGAAUUACCGCCAUAUUUCAUGGCUAGAGCGGCAAGAGACAGUCAACAAGUAGAUAAAGGUGCUGAUGAUGAUCAAGAAGAGCUCAAGGAUUUAGAAGCGCUUGAAGCACUUGAAAAUGGAGGAAAUGUUCCGAUAUCAAUGCGAUUGAAAUUAGCAAUGAAACAUUUUGUUCAAAAAACUGGAUUUUUCGGAAUUCUUAUUUGUGCUUCGAUACCAAACCCGCUAUUUGAUUUCGCUGGCUUCAUGUGUGGAUAUUAUCGCAUUCCAUUCUGGACAUUUUUUGGAGCAACCCUUAUUGGUAAAGCGAUUAUUAAAAUGCACAUACAACAACUGGCAGUUAUUAUUGCUUUUAAUGAAACGUUAUUCGAGAAAGCCAUUAGCAUAUUGUCUGUUAUACCAUAUGUUGGCCAACGAUUUCAAGAACCAUUAAAGCAGUAUCUCAUUGAACAAAAGAACAAGUUUCAUAACAGCACUAAUGUGGAUAGUACUACGACUAUUUCAUGGCUAUUUGACAAAUUUGUCAUUUUAAUGUGCCUCUUCUUUCUUACAACGAUAAUUCAUGCUUUGGCACGCAACCAUCAUCGUAAACGAAGUAAACCACGUGUUGAUUGA